AUGGAGGACACCUUCGGCGCGUUCGCAAUGGCGAAGAUGGGAUGCGGCACUCGUGCUGUCUGGUCGCUCGUCGUCGAAUCCAGCCGUGAGUGA
This is a messenger RNA of Phytophthora nicotianae INRA-310, 93 nucleotides long. RefSeq lists its product as hypothetical. Lineage: Eukaryota; Oomycota; Peronosporomycetes; Peronosporales; Peronosporaceae. The record is from RefSeq and is a predicted model, not a curated record. The transcript has a single exon. Bases 1 to 93 code for a protein of 30 amino acids.